Messenger RNA from Wasmannia auropunctata (little fire ant), 6530 nucleotides. RefSeq lists its product as uncharacterized. Lineage: Eukaryota; Metazoa; Arthropoda; Insecta; Hymenoptera; Formicidae. Gene Ontology annotation, molecular function: DNA-binding transcription factor activity, RNA polymerase II-specific; RNA polymerase II cis-regulatory region sequence-specific DNA binding. The transcript is spliced from 2 exons. Bases 496 to 6300 code for a protein of 1934 amino acids. Gene Ontology annotation, biological process: regulation of transcription by RNA polymerase II. The record is from RefSeq and is a predicted model, not a curated record. Gene Ontology annotation, cellular component: nucleus.
AGCACCGGAGCGAGCGGCACUCGCAUUCGUUCUCGCGCCCGCGCCUGUUCCUACCGCUGCCGCCGUCGUCGCUCGCACUGGUCGCUCCGACUCUACGUGCCCAAGUUGAAUCCGCGGCGACGUGGUGUCGAGCGGGAAAUCUCGUGACCUCGUGGAUCUCGGUGACCGCCCAAUUUGGACUCCGGGCUUAACCUCGCGCGCGUGCGAGACGGCACCUCGGGCGGCGAGCCGCUCGCACACGGUCGCUAUGACAAAGGGUGGCAUCACUGGGGGACGUGUUGGAGGCACGGAUGGUGCAGCGCUCAGUGAUAUGACGCCAUUUUACUAACCUUUUCGUCGCGUUACCAGUACCUACCUACCCGUCGCUCGGGGUACGCCGCUGAAACGCCUCUCGUGCCGCACGCCACGCGGCCGAUCUCAUCGUCGCACGGACUACGCUGGACGCCCUGAUCCGCGCUUUGCGAAAGUAGAAACGCUGUAACAGUUUGCACUAUUAUGGAAGAUGAGGAUGGAGAAAGUAAAGUUCUAGAUAUGUGGAACAUUCUGGAGGAGCAGCGACUCCAAGAUUCUGCAUUGGGCAACUCAUUGAAACAUUCCAUCGACGACGUGUACGCUGAUGUGAUCGAGGAGGAGAAACAGUCGAUGCGCUACAACUCGCUCAUUGCGAGCGACUCGCCAGCCAAAAGUGUCGUCGCGGGGCCAAGAUUCACAUUCAAGGACUUCAGGAAGCGCAUCUUGGCCGAGACGCGGGAGAUCCCCGCCACCGCCACCGCGCCGAGGAACAGCACGCCGCCGGAGCCGCGGCGACCGACGCGUCCCAAUGCGAGGACAACAACCGGCAAGGACAAGGUCGUGGAGAGGAAGCGGAAGCGCAAGAUAACGGAAUACGCUCAAUACCUCGGUCUCCGACCGUCCACGAGGUACAAGUGCUCCAAGUGUCACGCGUGGUCCAGCUCCAGUCCCAACGCGAGGCAGAACUCGUGCGCUUGUAAUCCUAGCAUGACGCCGAUGCCGAGUACCUCCGAGUCGAGUGCCCCGGUGCCGCACGCGAGCAACUUCAAGAUCACGCGGAAGGUCUAUCUGUGCUCGGCGUGUGGCACGUAUUUCGAAAACUGGAAUCUGUUCCUGCACAUGAGGGACAUACACAAGCGUCACAUAUGCCUCUACUGCCUGGGCAUGUUCGGCCAGGCGGAGAGGCUGUCGUACCAUCUGAUGAAGAAGCACAGCGUGCCGGAGAUGGCGUUCUCGUCGGUGGAGGAUUUCUACAACGCCUUCAAGGGCUCGUGCUAUCUGAUCUGUUGCAGCUGCGAGAAGGUGUUCUCCGAGACCGACGACUUCUUCAGCCACUUCUGCUCCCCGGUGUUGGAGCAGGAGCCGACCGUCACCGUCGCGUCAAUGUGCACUAUAUGCAGGCAGACCGGCACACACGCGAGUACCUGUAAUUACACGCUGUCGUCGGACACGGAUAAGGAAUUGUCUAGCACGUCGACGCCGCUGCCGGUCGCUGCCGACGCGACGUAUGCGGACAAUGCGUCACCGGCGGCGACCGUUCCCCCGUCGGAGAUAGCUACGAAUCUCGGGGGUAAAGGGCUACCGAGAAAAACGAUGAAGUACAACAGGAGGAAACGGGGAAGAGACGACGUGCAAAAUUCACGCCAACAAAAAUCGGACGCGCUCGCGAGGAAGCUCGGCGCGAAAGUGACGCAGUGUAAUGAGAAUCAGUUCGAUUGUGAUCUCGACGUCCAAAGAGAAGUUGCAAAUAGCAUACCCCGGGACACAGUCACCGAGACGAUAAUGGAGGUGUCCAGGUACACGGGCGGCAAUUCGUCUGACGAGAACGACGAGAACGAUGAGCAGGCGGUGAAUAAAGACGUGUACAACAAUCGUGAUAGAGGCUCGGGAGGAAAGUCGCCGGUUCAGAAUUGCCAGCUCGGUUUCAGUGAGCCUUACGACAGUGUGACUGAGACCAUCAUGGAGGUAUCACGCUAUAUCGGUGAAGAAGAUAAAAAUGAGAGAGAAGACACAACUUAUAUCCCAAAUAUGCGUGCGUCGCAGGAAAAAAUAAAUACUGAAGACGAGGAAACGUGCGACAGAAGCGACAUUGAUCCGUCACACUCGGCCAGUUCGAGAGCACCUAGUCCGGCACAGUGGGAUGCCGAGGAGAUCGCGACAGCGGAUGCAAAAGCGAACGCUACCUGCGAGACUGGAGCCAAAUACGACAGUUCGCGGGACGCGCGAAGCUGCAGUCCUCUCAACCGUUCAUUGUUCAGUCCGCAACACGAAUCGCACAUAUCGGAUCCGCAAUCCAAAGAGAGAGAAAGUCUCGAGGAUGUCGACAAGAGGAAGGUGGAGAAGCCUGUCGCGACGGCCGCCACUGAAUCUCAAGCAUCGGUCUCGUUUAACGCCGUUGCCUCUUCCGACAGGAGUUUGGUCAUCAAGAUUUGCAACAGGAACUCGCAGUUCAGCGUCGCGACGACCACCGUCACGAGCAGGGAAUCCGAGGAGAACAACAACGCCGAGGGGUCGACGUCGAAGGAGAGAAUGGCGAACGGUUCGGAGAUGGGGAGGGACAGCAUGGGCGACGAUCAGGCGAACGAACUGGACGAUAGUGAUUCCGACAGCGAUAAAUUGGCGGUAGUAGACAGCAAUCCGGAAGAAGACGAGGAAGCGGAAGACGUUGAGGAGGGCGAGGAGGCUGACGAGACUGAAGACAGGCACGACGACGCGGGUGACGAGGGCCAGAGGAACCGGGAGGAAAACGACGAGACUAAAACUGAGACAUACGCCGACGGGUUAUUCUCUGUCGCGGAAACGAUGCCGAUUGUUAACACCAACGAGACAUCCGACGAUAACGCGAUUGCUGCGAACGAGCAAACGAACAGUCACACGAUCGACAACGGUGGCAUUGUAUUGGCCGGUGAGGAUGUCCCGUGCAUCGACCUGAACGUCGAGGGCACUCUGGACAGCAUGGAGCUGGAGGAGCUGCUGAAGUGUUGCAUAGAGGCAGCCAGUCCCACCUGCGUGUACUGCAAUCACGCGCGGUACAUCGCCGUCAACGGCAGACAGCUGGGCCUGCACAUGCUGGCGGAGCACAAGUUUCAGCCGCAGCACCCCGCGAUAAUCAUACACGCGGAGCAGUUCACGGCGCGGGUGAAGAGGUCCCUCGACGAACUCGAGUCUCGUUACUUCAACCUGAACACGUAUAACAGCGCAGACGGCACGUACAACGUGCCGAACGUGUUGAUCUACGAGUGUUUUCACUGCCGAUUUCACUCGACAGUGCACAAGGAACUGUAUUUGCACAACCGAAAGAUGCACCAGAAGACCAUAUUGAUCUGCAUAAUGUGCAAAUCGACAUUCUACAGUUACAGCGAGUUGGUGUGCCAUCUGUGUCCCGGUGUCUACUCGCCGAAUGUCAAUCUGCGGUAUCGAUGCUGCCUCUGCUCGGUGCCGAGUCUCCCGUCGGCGUUCCGACUGAUGGUUCACGUGCGCAAACGUCACCAUGCCUGCGACGUCUGUCUGGAAUCUACGGGCAAUCAGCAGCGUCUCUCGAAUCACGUGUGGAAGCACAAGCUACAUCAUUUGUGUUACAGAUGCGGCAUCGCGUACCGCAACAAGCCGGACAUCACGAAACAUCUGUUCUGGAAGCACGGCACGGAGAGCGUACUGUGCCGAAAAUGCCUGCAGAAGAAGUGGCCGCACAUAUAUCACUUCUGCAUACCGCCCACGGCGUUCGUCUGCGAGGAGUGCGGCUCGAGCUUCGGACGGGCGGUUGCGCUCAAGGUGCACAAGAGGUUGCACUCCGGCGAUUUGCCGUACGGCUGCGACGAGUGCGAGCAGCGCUUCAUAUCGCGGAAGCUCCUGGCCAAGCACCAAGCGACCCACAGAGAGCCCGAACCGGAGAACGUUCUCGUAAUGGAUGUGGUCAACGCUCCGCUGACAGAUAAGGACGAAACGGGACAGGACGUGUCCGUGGCGGCAACCGACGGGGAACCGGCGACGGGAGUCGAAACCACGUCGAAGAACGUCAAAGAGGCUGUGAAAAGAGUGGUCGACGUUUACGAUCUGCCGCCGCUCAAUCUGUCAUCCGAAAGCGACACGGAUAGCGAGGAGGAGAAGCUUACUCCCACGGAGAAACCAUCGGAGAAGGAGAAUAUCGACGAGGACGCGGCGAAGAAGGACGAAAUCACCGAGACAGCCGUCGCCGAUGACGAUGACGUUGCCGCGGUAAGCAACGAUAUAGUCGAGGUGGAGCGGAACGAGGAGGAGAAAAAGCAGGAAGCACGCAUUAUGGACGGCAUUUGGGAUAACUUCAAGACGUAUGCUGCCAGUCUGGACGUGGAGGAAUCUGCCAAGAAUGUCGCGUUGAAAGAGAGCGUACCUGAGACCGACGCCGCAUAUUUGAGGAGUAUCGUCUUUUCUGAUCACGAUUAUUGCGUGGUCUAUGCAUCCGAUAAAGAGAAAAACGAGGAUCAAGCUGUUUCCAAGGAGAGUGACGCGAAGGUGAACGAAACCAAAUCGGGAAGAAGUCCGUCGCCCGGUACUCCGAGUCGCAAUACUGGCUGCGACAGCGACGCGAACAAACGGAAGACGAAGACCCCCAAGAAGAAGAAGCGUAGCGGCAGCACGUCGUCCACGAGCGACUCCUCGAGCGACACCGACUCGAGCAGUUGCUCGUGUGGCACCAACUGCAGCUGCAGCAGCUCAUCGUCCGGCAGCUCCUCCAGUUCUAGCAGCAGCUCCGAUUCCGACAGCUCCGCGUCCGAGAGUUCACCCAGGAAGCAAUCCAGCAGUCGUAAGGACCGGAAUAAGAAGGAACGGGAAGCUGCGCGGGAAAACAAAUCGCAGUCCGUUGAGCCGGAGACUAAGCCGGAGGACAAGCCGGAGAUCGCGAUGGAGAACGGCCCUACGGUCCCCGAGGUGGUAACGAGCGAACCUUCUCCGGAGAAGCUGCUCUUACGGGAAUCCGACUUGGAGACGGAGGAAACCGAGACCGACGAGGACUUCUACGACGAGUAUCCGCAGUUACUCGCUAACAAGUUACUGGCGGAGAAGCGUAAUCAAUUGAUGCUGUUGGCUACUGUAGCGCCGGCAUCGACGCCGACCUCGACGCCAACCUCGACGCCGACCUCGAUGUUGAUGCCGUCGAUGGAGCAACCAUCGAUGCCGCUGAACAACGGCAGUCUGGUCGCGGAAACGGCAUUGCCGGGUCCGAUCACGAUGACCAUCGAGAAUCAGCAACAGCGGCCGCAACAGCAGCAGAAGAGGAAGGCGAAGACGAAGAAACGACGAAAGGGCGAGAGGAGCGGUAAGCGUAAUGCGAUAGCAACAGCCACCGUGGAAUCGAUCAAACUGAACAUUCCCAAGGCACUUUACCAGAAGAAUCCGGGAUUCGUCGCGUCGUCGCAGCCUGCGACGCUGGCUGCGACGUUGCAUCCCAACAGCAGGUCCUCCACGCCAAACCAAUUGCUCGCUGCAGCGUGCAACGACUUUCACAGCAGCGGCAACGCUGCGAGCAUGGCGAUAGAGAUGCAGCCACAGCAGCAAGCGUCAUCGGCCGCCGCUGUCGUCGGCGUGCCGAGUCAGAACGUCGGUGGCAACAGCGGCACGGAGACGGAGAACAAGAGAGUCUCGAAGAGGAAACGCGUGCCGAAACGCUUCUACGGCGACUCGAGCGACGACGAGCCGCAGGAAAAGUCGUUCGGCCGAUGGCGAAAAAACGAGCCGAACAUCUGCACGGCCAGCACUACCAUCACCACCACCAUCACCACCACGAUGCAGGUUUUCACGCCGCUGCCGCCAGCGACGACGAUGACACCGCCGAAUCCGAAACCGCUGGUGUCGAGAUUAUCCUUGAGCGGGAAGACUAUCGUACAGACGUAUGAUAACAGGCCCACACAGGUUGACCAGGCAGCGAUCCAGCAGCAAGCGACUCUACCCGAGGCAUCGCCAAUCGCGGCGGCGCCGACGUCCGCCACCGAGUCCGAGGGUCCCGCGGACAGCAGCAGCGACAGCAGCGAGUCCGACACGGAGAAUACCGUAAGUCAGCCGACGAUCAACCCGACGAUCGUGCCGCCGGUUGGCGCGUCGAGCGCGGAGCGACCCGGCAAGAUCUACUGUUACUGCCGAUGCCCGUAUGACGAGGUGUCGGAGAUGAUAGCCUGCGACGGUGACGACUGCCGCAUCGAGUGGUUCCAUUUCGAAUGCGUCGGUAUAAUGGUGCCGCCCAAGGGCAAGUGGUAUUGCCCGGACUGCAGGAAGAAGCACGGGAUCGUGCAGAAUGACGAGUACUGCGAUUGAUAGUUGCCGCGCGGAACGACAACGGCGUGUUAUUACCAAAUUCGAGCGAUCGAAUUCGUUGCUUUUUAGGUAUAAAUGCUAGAAUUUUCCUCCUUUCUUUUUCACGAGCGUAACGAAAAGAAAAAAAAAAUUGCUACACUGUUCCACGUUGAUAUUUUUCUUAAGCCGAUACACAGAGUGUUUGUACAUAACUAUGUAAAUACGUCUUAGAAUUAUAAGAAUGAAAUGAG